Molecule: messenger RNA, 922 nt
Organism: Fomitopsis serialis
Lineage: Eukaryota; Fungi; Basidiomycota; Agaricomycetes; Polyporales; Fomitopsidaceae
Exons: 3
Coding region: 368-832 (154 amino acids)
Source: RefSeq, a predicted model, not a curated record
AUACAACCUUUCUAUAGCGGCCACCAAGCGUCCACUUCGUUGCAAAGUCUCUUAGUCUGAUUUUGCAGACAUCUCGAAAAGAGUCUGGAUCCGCUGGGGCGACGGCGAGCCCUUCGAAGACACAUCCACCCUUGUCCUCACCGCGCCCUCCCAGACGUUCGUCGACGUGCGUAUCUUCAAAGCGGAUUCACAGUCUGGGACUGCCUUUCCCGAUAACGGGCAAUCUUCCGACGCAUCCCGUCUCGAAUGGGCUUUUUCUGGUGUCGCCACAACCGAGUAUCGCGACGGCGUCUGCCACAAGACCUGGACGCACCAUGUCGAUUCGCGCUCUGCGUAUGGAGACAAACCACCGGUGGAUGAGGGCGAUAUGUUCCCCGAACCAGACGGCGUGCUCUGCCGCGAGAAGGGGCGGAUGGUCAAUCCUGCCACGGGGGAGAUGUCCGACUACGAGGAGAUGUGGGAGACCAUCGAAGCCCAGGCGACUGGUGCGGACAGCGCGAUAUUCUGUCUCGUUGCUGCGGUUAGCGGACCUGCCGCCGAGCUGCACAAGGCAAGGGGCUCGCUCGUACGCAUUGGCCAAUUCAUCCAAUGUUUGCUCAUCGUCGGCGACGAGGUGAAUGUAGAGAGGUGGAUAUAUGCGGGGGAGGACGCAGUAGGCGCAACAGAUGCCAACACCAUCCGGGCGGAUGGUUGGGUGCGAGUUAUCAAACUGGGCCCACGCGUUUUGCCCUGCCGCUGGGUCUUCCGAGGGGAGGCUUGCUGGAAAGGCGCGACGUAUGACGACCAGACGCAGCCAUGGACAUGGUUACUGACGGAGAAACAUUCUUGGUGAGUACUUCUUCACUAUACUCAAGCCUAGAUCUUGGAUUUCCACCUUCCAAACUUCAUACGAGAACACAGACUUCUCUUCCAUACCACCGAA